Messenger RNA from Fundulus heteroclitus (mummichog), 2360 nucleotides. Its product is annotated as golgi associated kinase 1A. Gene Ontology annotation, cellular component: Golgi apparatus. The record is from RefSeq and is a predicted model, not a curated record. Bases 415 to 1761 code for a protein of 448 amino acids. The transcript is spliced from 6 exons. NCBI's taxonomy places the organism in Eukaryota, Metazoa, Chordata, Actinopteri, Cyprinodontiformes, Fundulidae.
UGGAGACACGGCUCUGGGAAAGAGACAUCCACACGCUCAGCGCUACGUCAGCAUGCUGGUAGAGAUGUUAAAAACAGAGUAAAAGCCAGAGGUGAUGCUGACAUUCACAAAAAGAAACAAAGAAGCCAAGGCAUCGCUUCCAGAAGAAGAGGGACGGCUGACAUAUUCCUGGAAGCAAGUCAUCAGCGCUCUCCCCUUUCUGACCUUACAGGGAACAACACAGAGCUGCAGCAGAGAAGUGAGCCAAGCAGCCACGCUGCUGGGGUGAAGCACACUGUACAGAAACACGAGCGUGACAAAGGAGCUGUUCCCACAGGAGAACGCAAGCCUUCUCCAGCACACGCCAUAAAAAAAGGGAGGAGAUCUGCACGCACAGAGGCAGGCAGACACUUGAACCAGGCUGCAGACAGACAAAUGAAAGGCAGCCAAACAAGUGCAAAGCAAAACCAACAUCACAGGACUUUGGGACGACACAAAAGCCCAAAGCCUCCUGGGAAAGCUGUCAGUGUGGGGAAGGAGGAAAAAGCCUCAAGUGAUCUGACAAAGGACCAUCAUUUUUCCAAAGAUGCUCCUGAAGUCAAGGAGCAUCCUGUGUCACCGGACGGCAGAAAGGCGCCGUCCCAACUCGAAGCCACCUCUCGUAAGGAUGAUGACAGGAACUGGUGUCAGAGCUUUGGAGAGCACGACUUUUCAGACGAUGACCAAAGAAGGGUCAGGGUAGGCGGAGACCUGCAGCAUCUUCCCUGGCUCAGCAGGGAUGACAUAGAGAAGAUGCAGCUCCUGACUGGUGGGGAAGUUGUCAGUAAGACCAGGGUGCCUGCACAUGGACAGGUCCUCCAGGUGGCAUUAGAUCCUCCUUCACACCACCAGAACAUCCCACAGCUGAAGGAUUCACAGCAGCAUGGAGCCGGACAUAACACUACUCACAGCGAGCGCUGCCAGCGUGGGCUCUGCUCCUUGAUCAAACGCCCUGAAGACUGGUUUGAAGUGUUUGCGUUCCACCUGGACAGAGUCCUCGGACUCAACAGAAGCCUGCCAGCGGUUCUCAGAACGUUCCACAAUAACAUUCUGCCCUAUAGAUACAUUGACGGCAACCCGAGACCUGUGGUUUGGUGGGAUCCUGACAUUCAGCAUCUUGAUGACAGAGACAGUGACCAGAACUCCGUGCCUCUAGGCUGGGUCCAGUACCAGAAGCUGUUACGGGCCAGAUGUGGGAACCAAACAGGCCUGAGUACAGAGCCGUGUGUGGGAGUUCUGCACGCAGAGUGGGGGCGACUGGCUCUGUUUGACUUCUUAUUACAAGAAGCCAUUGGAGAGAAGACUAAACAGGUGAACGACCGUCUGGACAGGAACUGCUGUGGGUUUACACCUGAUCCAACAGAACUCUGUGUGGAGAACCAGCUGCACAGCAAAUGUGGCAACAGCAAGGACCUGCAACUGGUUCAUAUUCUGGUGAGGAAGACCAAUCCUUCCAGACUUGUGUUCAUAGAUAACUCGGGCAGACCACAGCAAUCCAGUGACAACCUCAACUUCAGGCUGCUUGAAGGCAUCGAUGAGUUUCCAGAGAAAGCUAUCUCAGUGCUCCAGUCUGGCUGUCUGGAACAUCUUCUCCUGCGCUCCCUCUACACAGACAAAGAAUUCUGGGAUAGCUAUGGAGGACACACCGGUCUCAGGCCUCUUGUCCACUUGGUGGAGAAAAGGGGGCACUAUCUCCUCCAGCACAUUAGGGACAAGCGGCUGCUCCUCAGGAGGGACCUGUGACUCAGCUGGACUGACUAAACGGAAAUGGGAAAAUGAAGCCAUGGCAGGAUGAUUUGAUGGCAUAUCCUCAGUGUGACCUAAGGUUGAUCACUGGGGAAAAAUAUUGACUCUGAAAGCCCAGAGGUCUGGGAAACUGACUCGAGGCGGGUCCUUCAAUAGAACAUUGCAUUCAGCUCACAGAUGUCACAGUUUUUGCAUUUAUUUAUUUAUUUAUUUGAAGACUGGAGGGAGUCAGUGGCUGGCUUUGGAUGUCUGUUUCUAUGAGAUAAGCUUUUAAUCGAAGGAUUACAAAUAACGGUCAGAAAAUAGCUUCUGCGCCAGAUCCUGGCAGCCUUUCCAAGAAGACGGGCCAAAUGUGAACGUAUUUUUUGCCUCUUAUUUUUUCAAAGUGCCUGUCCCCACAUGGUGUUAAGAUGCACAGCAGUGCACAAAGCAAAAGAUGAAAAAAAAAUUCUAAGUGAACAUGGCUGAAAUUCAUGUGUCGCUGGAGAAGGAGAGAUGUGGUGCUAUUUUGUGUGUGAGUGACACGCUUCCAAAGGUGAGCUGUCACACCGCUUUGUUGUUAUAAAAAUAAAUUCAAAACAAACAUUUUAAGUGCA